Messenger RNA from Cantharellus anzutake, 1440 nucleotides. RefSeq names its product putative alcohol dehydrogenase. Gene Ontology annotation, cellular component: mitochondrion. The record is from RefSeq and is a predicted model, not a curated record. The transcript is spliced from 8 exons. Bases 1 to 1440 code for a protein of 479 amino acids. Gene Ontology annotation, molecular function: alcohol dehydrogenase (NAD+) activity; metal ion binding. NCBI's taxonomy places the organism in Eukaryota, Fungi, Basidiomycota, Agaricomycetes, Cantharellales, Hydnaceae.
AUGCCUCCUCUUCCGAGCCGAGCCACCAUCGCACAGCUGAUGAAUCUGAGCAGGCACACUGUGUGCCCAUGUCAUGCCUGUCGAACUUCCGGUCCAAUAGCAUCUCACGCUAUCAACCAGUUUAGAAAGUUCGCCACGCCCGUGGAACUCGCUCCAGAGAAGGAAUAUGCCUUCGAGGUGGCAGCGAGCAAUCUACGAUUUGGUGCGGGAGUAACGAAAGAAGUUGGUAUGGACUUUGCAAAUGCCAAAGCUUCGAGGGUCGGAGUCCUCACGGACCCCAACCUUGCGAAGCUUAAACCUGUUAAGACUGCGAUUGAAUCGCUCCAGGCCAAUAAUGUCCCGUUCGAACUCUUCACAAAUGUGGCCGUCGAACCUACAGAUGCAAGUUGGUUAGAAGCGAUCGCUUGGGCACGCAAGCACAAUUUCAGCCAUUUUUUGGCUGUUGGAGGGGGUAGCGUUAUGGAUACAGCUAAAGCUGCGAAUUUGUUCACCGUUUACCCUGAAGCUGACCUGUACGAUUUCAUCAAUGCCCCAGUAGGGAGAGUCCCUACGACCGCUGGGACGGGAUCUGAAACGACUGGGACGGCGAUCCUGGACAUACCCUCAAAGAAGUUCAAGACGGGUAUCGCGAACAGGGCUCUGAGGCCGACACUUGGGAUCGUAGAUACUGAUAAUACUGACUCAUGCCCCACUGAGGUGCAUAUCAGUGCCGGUUUGGAUGUGCUCUUCCAUGCCAUGGAAUCGUACACUGCAAUCCCUUAUUAUGAGCGCACGCCCCGCCCGGCCAACCCAAUUCAACGUCCAGCAUACCAAGGCUCAAACCCCAUCUCUGAUGUAUUUUCCAUGUGGGCUUUGCGUCAAACGAUUGAGCACCUGCCUAGGGUAGCGAGGAACAAGGAGGACAAGGAAGCCAAGUCACAAAUGUUGCUUGCAGCUACGUUUGCCGGUAUUGGCUUUGGCAAUGGGGGAGUACAUUUGUGUCAUGCUGCGAGUUACCCGAUUUCCGGUUUCAAUAAGACGGGUCCGAAGUGGUACCAUCCUGGUUAUAACCCCGAUAAGCCUAUCAUCCCACAUGGAAUAAGCGUGGCGCUCACCUCACCUGCUGUCUUCCAAUUCACUGCUCCCUCUUCCCCUUCCCGUCAUCGUGAAGCACUAUCCAUCUUCCGACGCGUACCGCUCACCGAUCCAUCCAUCACACGCCUACCUGAGGACUCGAUAGGAGACCACCUUUAUGAAGCUAUUGCAGAGUUUUUGGAUUCUCUGGGCGUUCCGCGCGGGUUGGAAGCUGUUGGGUAUGGGAAAGAUGAUGUGGAGAUGAUUGUACAAGGAACGUUGCCUCAACGGAGGGUGUUGGACUUGGCGCCAGGAAUUGGAGAUGUUGCGGGAGAGGACGGAGCGGAGCAUUUAAGGGGGAUUAUUUCGAAGAGUCUGAGGUACUAG